Messenger RNA from Gymnodraco acuticeps, 921 nucleotides. RefSeq lists its product as uncharacterized. Lineage: Eukaryota; Metazoa; Chordata; Actinopteri; Perciformes; Bathydraconidae. The record is from RefSeq and is a predicted model, not a curated record. Bases 1 to 804 code for a protein of 267 amino acids. The transcript is spliced from 8 exons.
AUGCUGGCGAAUGCCGUCCGCCUGUUCCGAUUGCUGAUUGGAGCGUCCAGUAGCACUUUUCUGGCCAUCUCCGUAACAGACGCCUGCUUCCGCCAGAGGUGGCGCUGGAUCUGUGUCACCCACGCGGAAAUCCUCGCCUGGGAGACAGCAACGGACGCGCACAGAAUGAGCGCCGUGCUGGCCGCCUUGCUGAUUUCCUCUGCCUCGGUGGUGGACCGCUCUACCAGUGUCACCACCGAGUUGGAGAGCAGCUCUGAAGCGGAGGACCAGCCCCGAAAACGAAAACGGAGGGAAAAAAAAUACCCAACCUACGAAUCAGACACUGACUCUGAGCCGGUGGCCCAAAAAACGAGGGGUGUUAUUCCGCAAAAUGCGGCGACGUUACCCUUCAUCCCACCACCGUGCUUCACUGCCAAUUCUCAGGACCACCAACGACCACCACCACAACAACCCUGCAUCUCUGCCAAUUCUCAUGACCAACACCACCUAAACGACAUCAGCUGGAACACAAGGCGUCUGGGGUCUGUGGGUGAGACAUUAACUGGCAAUGGCAUUUUCACAGUUACUCCACCUGAAAGACAUCCACCAUUUAUGAGUCCAGAUUUCAGUUACCCUGAAUUGUCCACAUUAAAUGCCAGCGACGGUCGGGACCAAGGAGGCAGGGGUCAUUUCACACAAUUAAUGGGGCCCACAACACCCAGAAAUGAGCAUGUCUUCAGGCCCACAUUUAGGGUUGGGGAUGAUAGUGGCCCGAUUCCCUGCACAGGCGACUUCGCUCUCCUCUGUUGGAGGGGUGGACACUAAGAGGGUUGUGUGGAAUAUUCUGGCAAGAAUGAUUACUGCACCGUGACACGCAGGAUCAAUUGGAACGGAGUAAACGGCAAAAGGGCCUUCAAUAAAAUGGCCAUGAAAAUCGUUCUU